Molecule: messenger RNA, 2546 nt
Organism: Phoenix dactylifera (date palm)
Lineage: Eukaryota; Viridiplantae; Streptophyta; Magnoliopsida; Arecales; Arecaceae
Source: RefSeq, a predicted model, not a curated record
GAGGGAGUGGAAGGAAAAGGGAGGGUGAGCCGCACCGUAGCGAAGGAAACCCCAUCUUUUCUUCACCGUUAAGAGAGAGAGAAAAGAGAGGAUAUCGAGAGAAACAAAAGCAAAACCGCGGUGAGAGAUAUCGAAGACAAAAUCACAGCGCAUGAGCAAGAGAUCUCGAAUCUUGCUAUUUCCGCCGCCUGUUUAACCCCAAGAACUACUCGUUCCUCGGAAUAAGUUAUCCUUCCCCUUCAUCUCCUCCUCUUCUCCUUAAUCUCUCCUUCCGACCUCGCGGGGGAAAAGAAACGAUCCCUUCUAGGGUUAGGGUUAGGGUUUUUGCAUGAUUUAUACCUUUUGCUUCUGAUCGAUUCCGCCAAUCGGACCGAUCCGCAGUCGUUCCCGGCAGAUUCUUGGGGGUUUCUUGGUCGGAUUUGGGCUCCGAUGAUGGAAUCGUCCGGUGGGAACUCGGAUUCCUACAGGAGCCAGAGCGCCGGCAGUAGCGGAGGUUCUUCGAGGCGGUACGGGGUUCACUUCUCAACCUCCAACUUCAUCCAGGCGCCGCUGUCCGCGCUUUUGGAGUACUCCGGGAUCUUGCGCCCGAGAUCGAGUCACCAGGAGAACGAGAGCUUGAUCACUGGUAGUGGCUUGCGAAACCAUGUCUCAGGCCGGCUUGAUGAUUCUGCCGUCGCCGGUGCUGGCGGCGAUGGGGAGGUGUCGAUAAGGAUCAUCGGCGUUGGGGAUCAGGAGACUUUGAGAGUGGGUUCCGGCCAGCCGCAAGCAGUGGAUGUUCGUCCGGGGAGAGAGGGGAGUUCCAGUGGUAAUGGUCUUACUGCUGAGACGAUUCCGGCUAUAUCUGAGAGGCAGGGAGGUGAUGGUGGGAGUGAUGGUGGUGGGGUUGGAGAGGUAGCUUCUUCGUCAUCCUCUUCUCUGCCAUCAUCAAUGUCUGCGGUCGGUCCCCAGAACACGGAGGGUGAGGCGAAUGCUACAGGAGGCAACAACAGGGAUUCUUCGUACCAGAGAUACGAUAUACAGCAGGUUGCGAGGUGGAUUGAGCAGAUUUUGCCAUUCUCGUUGCUUCUAUUGGUGGUGUUCAUCAGACAGCAUUUGCAAGGUUUCUUUGUCACGAUUUGGAUUGCUGCUGUGAUGUUUAAGUUUAAUGAUAUUUUACGGAAUCAGACUGCUCUAAAGGGGGAGAGAAAAAUCUCUGUGCUUAUUGGGAUUACAUUAGUUUUCAUGAUUCAUGUAUUUGGAGUCUAUUGGUGGUACAGGAAUGAUGACCUUCUGUACCCACUGGUCAUGCUUCCUCCAAAGGAAAUACCACCUUUUUGGCAUGCAGUUUUCAUCAUUGUGGUGAAUGAUACUAUGGUGCGCCAGGCCGCUAUGGUUGUCAAGUGUGUGCUGCUGAUGUACUACAAAAACAGCAGGGGCCAUAACUACCGUAAGCAGGGUCAAUUGCUAACCCUUGUGGAGUAUCUCUUACUUCUGUACCGUGCUUUAUUGCCAACUCCCAUUUGGUACCGAUUCUUUCUAAACAAAGAAUAUGGCAGCCUCUUUUCAUCUCUCACUACAGGGCUCUACCUUACAUUCAAGUUGACAUCAGUUGUUGAGAAGGUUCAAUCAUUUUUUACAGCACUAAAGGCGUUAUCACAUAAAGAAGUGCAUUAUGGAUCUUAUGCAACAACAGAACAGGAUUUCUUUUAAAAUGCCUCUGCCAUUCAUUGAAGGAUGUUAAGGAAUUGUUACUGUCUUCAAAGAGUGAGGUGGGUGCCUUCACAGGUGAACUUAUUAGGCCCUUAGCCCAUUGUGAACAAAUCACUUUCCAAGAUAAAGGUGUGGUUUGAUUAUUAUUAUUUGCUCACGUAUGAAGAGCAAACACUGUUAUUACUUCUCCAAUCAGCAGGAUAGGCCUCAUUUAUUCUUUCUGUAAUAAGUUGCAGUUUUUAAAAAUGUUUGUCAUUCUCUUGAUUUAAAAUAGAUUAACCAUGGAUCAAGUUAUUGUGCACCGGUGCCUUGCCGAACUAGACUGGAACUGUACAUACCAUGCAUGUCAUGUUGUUGUGUCGGUGCUUGGCAUGCUCUGACACAAUUGCAUUCCAAGCACUAGCGUGGUACCUAUCAUGUUGUCCCAUGCGUUCUGACUGGCAUUCUAAUCCAUGAUUUUAGGUAGUAAAUGCUACUUCAGUUGGUUUGUCAAGUAGAUAAAUGAAGGUUCAAGAAUUUUCUAUACUGCCCCUGCAUACCUGUCGCAUCCUUAAGUUUGCCACAAAUCACGUUUGGAUAUCAUGAAAAAGGUCCAAAUGAUGCUGUAGAUGACUAUCAAAAUCUUGCUAACAAGAUGCCCUAAAAACGUUGUAGAUGUUAGAGAUUAGUUCUGUUUUUUGAGAGAAUCUGCAAAUUAAGAGUUUUGAACGGUAGAUCUUUUUAUACUUGAGAUCAUGUUUGUAUAUGUAGGUGAUUGUCAUUUAAGGGGAAAGAAAAAGGUUAGCCAGAAUAUGAAAUUUUAGUUGGUCAAGUUUGAGGUGAUGGUGUGUAUAAAGCUAAUUAUCUCAAAAAAAAAA